Choloepus didactylus (southern two-toed sloth) is the source of this 1636-nucleotide messenger RNA. Its product is annotated as elastin-like. The transcript is spliced from 3 exons. Lineage: Eukaryota; Metazoa; Chordata; Mammalia; Pilosa; Megalonychidae. Bases 650 to 1342 code for a protein of 230 amino acids. The record is from RefSeq and is a predicted model, not a curated record.
GGGGAAGAAAGGGGAGCUUUCUAGUGGUGGGGAAGGCUCAGACAGUGACCCUGGUCCUGCCUCUUCCCUGGACUUACUAACAGUGCCUGACUUCUGAGGGCCCUUCCUGUCUGCUGCAAUCCAAAUAGAAGCUUCACUGCUCCUUGGCCCUUUCCUCAGCAGUGCUGAGUAGAGCCCCAGGUCUGAGGGGCUGCAGGGCUGCAGGGUGUGCUGGGGGUUGAGAACUCCCACCUUCUGUGGACCUGAGACCCACUGCCCACCCAGCCCCUGGCGAGUUCCAUGCUGUCAGUGCACAGACCCCCACCUUACCCCCUACGUACCUCAUCUCGUCUCACUAAUUCAGGGGCCUGCCCCUUCUACUCCUAAGUUACGUUUUCUCCAGCAUCUCUGAGUAGCUGCUAUUUACAGAGGACCUAUCUUGGGCUGAGUCCUCCAUGGUUCUAAAUGUACAAGGCCAUUUCCCCUCCCAAGAACCUAAUUAGCUGGGACAGGUUAAUCCCCUGGGGACAGAUCGGGGACCUCUCCCUGGGGAUGGAGAUGCUGGUGUUGAUGGAGUCCCUGGCACACCUUGGCUCUUCGGAGACUCAUCACAGGCUCGAGAGACUUUAUAGAGCCGGGACACGGCCAGGCCAGGCAGCUCCCCCGCACCAUGGACGCCGCGCUGCUGCUGCUGCUGCUCCUCGGCCUGCAGGAGGCGGCUGCCCAGGCACAGCGGAUCCCAUCAGGAAUCUCUGACGUAGUCUCUGCAAACUCUGUCUCUAGUGAUAUCUCCGCAGGGCUCCCCAAUGCAUCUGCGGGGCUCCCCGGUGCCUCUGCGGGGCUCCUCGGUGCCUCUGCCGGUCUCCCUGAUGGCUCUGCGGGGCUACCUGGGGCCUCUGCCGGUCUCCCCGGGGCCUCUGCGGGGCUCCCAGGUGCCUCUGCGGGGCUACCUGGGGCCUCUGCCAGUCUCCCUGGUGCCUCUGCGGGGCUCCCAGGUGCUUCUCCAGGGCUCCCCGGGGCCUCAGCCGGUCUCCCCGGGGCCUCUGUGGGGCUCCCAGGUGCUUCUGCGGGGCUCCCCAGUGUCUCUGCAGGUCCCUCUACCAUCUCUGCAAGUAUCCCCACAGUCACCCCAAGUCUCCCCACAGUCUUCGCUAGUACCCCGACAGUCCCUGGGAGUCUCUCAACAGUUUCUUCAACUUCUCUGGGCUUUCCCAGGAGUCCUCAGACUCCAGCUUUAACUGUUUCUGGGAGCACAUCAGGAGGAGUCUCAGCACCACCAGGUGACAUAUCUACUGCCCAAAUCAUCUCCAAAGAGCUCUUUAGUUCAGCCCGGGGUGCAGAGCGAGGGCUUCCUGGUGCCUAAUUGUGAGUCCAGCAGGUUCCCAGAACCUCACUGCAAGCGGCAACCUCUGCCUUUGUGGUAUGCAGGCUCCCCUGUGCCCGCUGUUUGAUGUAUCGCCGUUGUCUCUUGUGGUUAGUCUUGCUGAGGAAUUAUUGUGUACUCCAAGAUCAUGUCAAUAUCCUCCUAUGCCUUUUCUAAGUUUUACAAUUUUAGCCUUCAAAUCUAAGUCUAUGCCACAGACGUAGGGGACUGGUGGUUUGAUGGGUUGGGCCCUCUACCACAGGUUUUACCCUUGGGAAGACAGUUGCUGCAAAG